AUGCCUUCACCUCCAAAGCCGCCUAGCACUCGGCCAUUAAAGCCAGCCAAGGAAGCCCCAGCCGCAAAGUCACCGUCGGCGAAGAAAAAGUCCUCAAGCGUCAGAGUCUCGGCAGCCUGUGAGGCAUGCAAGAAGCGAAAAACCAAGUGUUCAGGGGGACCGUCACCUUGCCAGCUUUGCGAAACGCUCGGGACUGACUGUAUCAUCGACCUGUCUCUCGACAUGAGACGGAAAGCGGCGUUUCAGCGGACGAUAGAUGAAUCGAGAAACUAUCAGGAUGCGCUGAAUACUCUGCUCGAUGCGAUUCGGGAAGGGCCGUCGCAGCGACUUGAGGCUUUGUUCGACUACGUCAGGAGCGGUGCCACGAACCAGGAGAUCACGGUCGCAGUGCAACACCAGCUGAUCCAUGCCGGGGAUGAAGACGGAGAUGAAACCAUGUCAUCACAGGCCGAUGGCGUCGACUCGGUCCUGGAGGACAUCAAACCUGGCAAAAGCCCAGCCGACAUGUCCAGUUUCGGCUCCGAUUCUGGCAGGGGCAGGCCGGCGUAUCCAGGACCCAUACCGAUCUCGACACUGCUCUCCUCGUUGAAAAACUGUUCCGAAUCUCAAGGAGAGGCGAUCCUGCGACAAUUCCUAGCGUUCAAGGCGGGAGGGAAACCCAGCCUGCCGAGUCAAUUGGCCGAUGGCAGAAGCCCUGGAGAGGUAACAGGCGCUGGUUUCACGCACUUUGAGCCUCCGUCGAGACGGUUUUCCGAAGGAGGCCCACCUCCCAGCGACCAUUCCCAAGCGCUCCACUCAGACUCGCCAUCGCCGGCGACAGGCCUCUCGAGACAGAGCUCCCGAUACCCAAUGCUCAACACGGACAUCUCGUUGAGUGCAUUGACAGUCGCGUCAUCACCAGCAACGCCGUAUUUGGAGCUGGUCACCAACUUUCCAACCGGCCAAGUGCGACAGAACGAAUGGGAUCUGUGUGUGGCCCAGGAGGAUCACGUCACGAGGCUCCGCAUCCCCCGGCAUCUCAUCCUACCGCUCGUGGUACCUGACGACUCACCGAUGAGCCGGACGUACACCGACUACCUGUUCGGGGCUCGACGCAUGCUCGAAAGCGGCGUCCCGGCGUCCGACGUCCUGGGCCACUCGGACCGCGUCGCCGUCGACCUGUUCUUCCGCCCUCGCCGGGCGAACGACAAGUUCGACUGCGCUUCGUGGGCGUGCGAGGUCUCCCGGAGCUAUGAUACCGACGUCUUCGUCCGGUUGGCUACGGCUUGUUUGCUCACACAUAUGAUGCGAUGGCAUUUAGUACCUACACAGGAGAAUUAUCAAAGAAUCCCAGACAUGAUGAAGCCGACACCAACACAGUGCAUGAUCCCGCACAUUGGUGCCAUUGAGACGAUACCCUUACCUCCUGUGAGAGAUGCGGCCAUCAACAAACUUCGCGAUUGGCUCACCCCGCUGAUCGAGGCAGAAUGGAGCGUCAAUUGGCCUCAUUCCGUCGAGAUGGCCGUCGAGCGUGACUCAUUGACGGGCGCCACGGUAUUGACGCAACGAUUCCACGAGCAUGUGACCCGAUACGACAACUGGAGUGUGGCGGGACGAUUCCUGAUUGCGUUCCCAGAGGUCGCCGGGCAGAUCAGGCUACACGAGGACGGGUGA
Molecule: messenger RNA, 1653 nt
Organism: Cladophialophora carrionii CBS 160.54
Lineage: Eukaryota; Fungi; Ascomycota; Eurotiomycetes; Chaetothyriales; Herpotrichiellaceae
Exons: 4
Coding region: 1-1653 (550 amino acids)
Biological process (GO): regulation of DNA-templated transcription
Molecular function (GO): DNA-binding transcription factor activity, RNA polymerase II-specific; zinc ion binding
Source: RefSeq, a predicted model, not a curated record